Trichomonas vaginalis G3 is the source of this 370-nucleotide messenger RNA. Its product is annotated as P-loop containing nucleoside triphosphate hydrolases family. The record is from RefSeq and is a predicted model, not a curated record. NCBI's taxonomy places the organism in Eukaryota, Parabasalia, Trichomonadida, Trichomonadidae. The transcript has a single exon. The annotation marks the transcript as partial. Gene Ontology annotation, molecular function: hydrolase activity; ATP binding; DNA binding.
AUGUUAGAAAAAAAGUUUGCUGACAUUGACAAGAAAUUUGAGAAUGUUUUAAACAAGAACAAGAGGAAGUUAGAAAAUGCUCAGAUAAAACCCAUACAUGACAAGUUCUUAUUUGCUCAGAAUGGUAUAACAGGUCUAAUUGCACCACCUGGGUCGGGUAAGACUUUCACUUAUCUUAAAAUGGCUGCACAACAACAAGAACUAGAUGAGAAGAACCCAUUCUAUGAGUUAGUUGUUAUUUGUAGUACUUCUGGUCAAUUUGACCAAACCGUCAAUUCGUUCAAAGAUAUUAUAAAGAAGUCUAAGUUAGUAUGUAUAAAGGAUACUGAGUUGUUAGAUUGGAUAAAGAAGUACCAAAGAAGAGUUUUGA